CAGCAGCCCAGUCUGUCUGCUUGCAACAGAGGAAAGAGGAGAAAGCCAGCUGGCAUCCGCAGCUCUCUUAGAUCCCUUUGCCCAGGAGAUGGAUGGAUGUACCUCCUUGCUAUUUUAGCUUGGAAAGAGGAUUCACAUCCGCAGCCUUAGGAAAGCUGGACAUCAGUGCCUAAGAAAUAAGCCAAGCCUCUAUCUCUCUCUCUGUCUCUCUCUGUCUCAGAGCCUGCCACAAUGCAGAAACCCUGGCAUCCCAAGGAAGCAGUCAGAAAGUGGACUCCAACUGUGUUCUCUUAUUAGGAAAACCAAAAUCUCCCAUCUCCAGAAGCCAGACAGUCAUUUGUCUCCUCCAGAGCAUCCGAAAUGUUGGAAGGGGAUGCUUUUUGGACAAAACCUUCUUCUUCGCCGCAGGUACCUACCAAGCAAUAGCCUGGAGGGUCUGCAUCUUCUCUGGUCAGAUUUCUGAUGAAAGAAAGAGCACGUGUCCCGAUUCUUCUGAAAAGUGGGUCAAUUGAAGGUGGGAAGUGAGAAAGGCCUCUCUUUCCAAUAUGUUCCCUGUCUAGAUGAAAACAACAGGCCGUCUCCAGAAUUAAAUCCAACCAGACUUUAGCUGAGAGAAGUGGUGGGUACGCGGUCCGUUGCGCAACGCCGUUGGCAGGAAAUUCACUUCUGACCUCGGAUGCAUUUCUUUUUCCAGAAGAGGACAGACAUAUCUUGUUUUUUACCCAAGAGAGAUUUCAGGUAAAUAAAAUGACAUAAAUCCUAUGGAGUUGGAUUGACUGGUGCUGCCACUUUGCUGGGCAAAGAGACGUGACGGAUUUCUCUAAUGAGAACUACUUUCCUACGCGAGGGAAGGAGGUCAAGAUCUUGGAGGAACCGUCCGACGCUGAGACAUAAAUUGCCUCCCGAGGAUCCUCUGGAGAGCCUUGUUGCAGAAGGACAACUCCACAGAGACAAUGGACAUGACCUAAAUAAGCAAUGACUGAGGCCUACUUCAGAUACCGUGGAAAUCUUACCGGCCGUGCCCACCCGCCCCCCACCCUGGCUACGGAAGUGACCGCCGCCGAUAAAUACUCCAACUUGUACCUGUACGUUGGGUUGUUCCUCACGCUGCUGGCCAUCCUGCUCAUCCUCCUGUUCACGAUGCUCCUGAGAUUGAAGCACGUCAUCUCCCCCAUCACUACGUCUCCCGAAAGCACAGAGAACACCCAACAGUUCACGGAUGUCGAAAUGCACGGCAGGAUCCCCACCCCUUAGGGAUCGGGAGCGACUGGCUGCGCAGAAGACAUCUAUGAUGGCGAAGAAACUCGUUGUAUUCAGCAGAACGUGGAAACGGAAGAGACCUUUGUCUUUGUGGAAGUCUGGCUAGGUCUUAAUGGAUCUGAUUUGCCUUGAGAAGGGAAGCAAAUGCCCAACAAGUUUAGCCAGCUACUAGGAGCUGCAAAUAACAUGCGCUUUGGUGUCUGGUUGCAACCCACCAUCGGACACAUGAACACACAAUCUUGCCUUAUUCUGUCAGUACUGAUCGCUCUGAUUGACAGGAGUUCUCUGAGAUCCUGGGCAAUGCUCCAGAACUGUGCAAGUCUGAGCUUUGCAUGAUUUCAAAAGUAUCUCAGAAGGCCUACAUUUGUUUGAUUUCAGAAAUAAAAUGGAGGUCUCUUGGAAGACUUUCUAGAAGUGAAGAGAAGCAGGUGGCGCAUCCACCAAAGCCAUUGAGGUUGAGCAUUGGAGGUUGUGGAAGCAACCCAUGCAUCAGUCUGGAUGAUGUGAUACAGACUCAACCUUUUAACAAAUGAUCUCUCUCUCUUGGUGCAUAAUCCAGGAGCUGAAUGAUAAGACAUUUUUAACUCAUUGGUGAGUCCCAAGAGAGUCUGUACAUACUGAUAGACAGAGUGGCACAUGCCAUGAAAGAAACUCAGUUCUAGAGCCUUGCUUUCCAGCAGGUUUGCCACUGAUGAUGAUGAUGAUGAUAUCAGUUUGCUGCCAGUAAAGCAAACAUAUAACGUUUCAGUCUGAGAGUCUCUUCCAGGCAUGGAUCUCACAUAUCUGGCAUGGCUUACCUGCUCACUUGGACCACAGGAACUGGUCCCCAUUUGUACAAACUGGUCCCCAUUGAAAUGGACAUGGACUGAAGGAUGGAUCUUCAUUGAUCAGGAUGUUGUUCCCUGGAUUAACUGGGGUGGACAUGGGACUUAUUGGUGGAUGCUUUUUCUUCUAGGCAGUAAUUCGCCAGAUCCAUCAGAUCAGGUUCAGAGUUUGGAAGUGUUCCUUUCUGGGGACUACAACUCUCAGAAUCCUGGGAGAUUCAGGGACUUGUAGUGCAAGGAGUCAUUUUUUCCACCCAAGUUUGGGAUCAUUUCCACCGGUGCCCAUGGGAGGAGGGGGGGGGGGGGAAGAGUAGUAAAAUAAAGUGAAACUUGGUUAGGAAUCCAGCAGGUAAGGAAUCCAAAAGGACCUCAGAUCUUCUGGACUACAGUUGAGGAAACUUUGGCCAUCCCAGUGUUUUGGAUUUCAGCCAACCAAAUAGAUACCCAGUUCAUUGCCUUAGCUUUCAAAGCUCACAGGCUUCAGCUGCUUCCACACCAUGGAAUUAACUCACUUUGACACCGCUUUAACUGUUGUGCAUCCUAUGGAAUCCUGGCAUUUGUAGUUUGGCAUCGCACUGGGGCUCUCUGACAGAGAAAUUUAAAUAUCUCACAAAACUACAAAUCCCAGCAGUCCAUAGCAUUGAGCCAUGGCAGUUAAAGCGACAUGGAACUGCAUUAAUUCUGCAGUGCAGAUGCAGCCCUCUUUAUUAGGCCAAAAUGGUGUUGAAAAAUGAAAUCCAAGUGACGGUAUUUAAAGAAACAUUUGAAAAUGGGGAAGGCUUGUUUUAAAAACAGAGAGGUCCUAAAUGAAAAGGUUGGCUGCAGGCUGGUAGGACUAGCCCUGUGAAUCCAUAGUUUUUGCUUUACAACAACUCUGUGUAGAUAGACCUCUGCAUAAAUAACAAUAUUGGUAACCCAAUAUCACUGAUUAUCAUUUCGAAGUUAGAAGUCCUCGAACUAUUUUUCUUGGAAGGAAAUAAGUGUGUCAGGGUCACUGUUUCUCAGCAUAGAGGAGUUUGGAGAGAAGAACUAACCUCAGCUCCAUCUUGCAAUUUAGCCUAGAAAUAAAACUCCAGAGGGGAAUUCUACUGCGCAACGUUCGUGCGCCAAUUCCCCCCUCUCUAUGAACCUUGAAAGCGCCAAUUCCCCAAACUCGAAUCCAUGGCUAAAAUUAGCCACGGCACCUACUCCCUUGACUGUAACAGUAACAAGAAUGUAUUCAUCUAAUGUAUUAGAAAUAGUAAGGUGGUUUUAAACAUGUGCCCACAGGCAUAAAUGCACCGUGCGAAGUUUCCUUGGUGUGGCUUUAUCUUCUUUCACCUCGUAGUUUGGGGGAAUUUCGAGUACGCGAGAAAAAUGUGACAUAAUAACAGGAUUGGUCUUGUUCCAGGGUGCUAGAAACAGACCCCAGAGCCCCAUUGCAUUGAGCCAUGGCAGUUAGUUAAAGUGGUGUCAACCUGCAUCAGUUCUGCCAUGUAGAUCCAACCUGAGGUUUGCAUCACACUUUGGGUACGUCAUUCAGGUUUCAAAGCCUAAGGUAAAUCUCUAAAGUGAGGGGCACAACUUGAGAUCUGGGGGACACCUACAGAGCCCAACAAGGCAUGAUGUGCAGCUCUUAGGUCUAAAUUAUGUGUAUGUAUGUGCAGAUGCAUACAUGUACCCUACUCCUGCUAGAUGCAGCUCUGAGGGGUGAUAAAUGUAUGCAUCUGGUAUGAAAGCAUGUUUAAAAAUCAGGUUGUUCUAGCAGUGGUCUGGAAAUGACUAAUGUUUUAUGCACUCUGUUAAAAAGAUGCCUGGGCAAAGCUUCAGUCCAUCAGAAGAUACAUGCAAGUUAAAGAGGCUUUGUGCUAAUAUCCAGGGAUAACCUCUGGAAAGAAUGGAAGAUGUCUUCAGCCACUAGGCUUGGCAUGAUGGCAUGGAUGGCUCACCUUGGGCUGCUCAUAGUCUACAAGGUUAGCCAUCUACUCCAAGGAGACCAGACCAAAGCAACCUUGCUCUAGAACCAGGGAUGGAGCCUUCAGGGUCUUCUGAGAUGCCUUCUCCUCCAUGGAAGUCCCCAGACUGGAUCCGGACAUC
Molecule: messenger RNA, 4160 nt
Organism: Sceloporus undulatus (fence lizard)
Lineage: Eukaryota; Metazoa; Chordata; Lepidosauria; Squamata; Phrynosomatidae
Gene: SERTM2
Product: serine rich and transmembrane domain containing 2
Exons: 2
Coding region: 976-1254 (92 amino acids)
Cellular component (GO): intracellular membrane-bounded organelle
Source: RefSeq, a predicted model, not a curated record